UUCGGUUCGGUUUUCACUGAACCGAAGAAAUCCAAUCGAUUUCGCUUUGGUUAGAACAAUCAAACCGAUAAUUGAACCAGUUAAAUACUAUCCGGUUUAGCUAACUCAAUCAAUCGGUUAGGGUCUUUUAAUUAGGGUUUUAAAGUUUCAGUCUCUCUCACUUCUUCUUUCACUCACAUAACAAAAAAAAAAACUUCGUUCACUUGCCGCAAAGUCGCCGGAACCAACUUACUUAGCUCACCGUCUCGCCGGAGUUUCGACAAUCAAAGCGAGAAGAAGCACGAAGAAUGAAUCAAAACGCCACGUUGACGGUGGAGGCUAGGGAUAUACUGAAAGAAGGAAUCGGUUUGAUACUUUGGCGGUGGACUGCUAUGCGAGCCGCCGUCGAAAACGGUUGGGGCGGCCGAGACUCUCAAGCCAAAGCCAACGAAACCGUUGCCACUGUUUUCGACUUUUUCAUCCAAUCAAAAGAUCCAGUGAAGGACAUUGAGAAAUUAGGUGACCUUCUAGAUAAAGGUCUUGAUGAGCUUAAUACUACAGCUGAAGAUGGAAGUGUCGAUGAGGUGGCGAACUUACUAGUAGAUUUGUACGAAGAUUGCUGUAACGGUAACUAUGAAAUGCUUGAGGAACUAAGGGCAACUUAUUCUCAGACGAGUGCAAGUGUUGUCAAGGUUUCAAACGGUGAUGACGAGGAAAGUGAUGAUGAAGAUGAUGAUCAAACCACUGACAUGAUGGUGGAUGCGUCUAACCAGAAACAAGAAGCCAUGCCUGUUGAUGAACCAGUAGCCGAUGAUGGUUGGACGGUUGUUUCGUCUAGAAAAAACAAGGGAAAGAGGAAUUAACCCGGUUUUGAUCCCCAAGGUGUUGUGUAAUUUGAACAGUUUUGUUUGGGUUGCUUUGUUUAUUUAUUUUGAUAAUAUUAUGAUAGUAUGACUUGUGUACCGUCACUUUAUAAACUAAAAUCAUAAGAUUGAGUUUUCACAUAUUAAUCUACUCUCACAUAAUAAUCUUAUGAUCCCAUCUUUGACGCCUAAAAAAAGACUCUUACCAGUUAUCAUCUCCUCCGCUUCAAGAUAAAUGUUUUUUUUUCUUUUUAAUAGAAU
Molecule: messenger RNA, 1103 nt
Organism: Arabidopsis thaliana (thale cress)
Lineage: Eukaryota; Viridiplantae; Streptophyta; Magnoliopsida; Brassicales; Brassicaceae
Product: Pre-rRNA-processing protein TSR2, conserved region
Exons: 5
Coding region: 288-842 (184 amino acids)
Source: RefSeq, marked reviewed